AUGUGUGUUUCUCUCUCGGCUCGGAAAAAGUUUGGAUUCGUUGAUGGUACAAUUCCAAAACCGAGUGAGGAAUCCGGUGAUCUUGAAGAUUGGUGGACUAACAACGCUCUUGUUGUUUCAUGGAUCAAACUAACAAUUGAUCCUCCGUUACGUACAUCGAUCUCUCAUCGCGAUGUUGCGUACGAUUUGUGGGAAGCUAUUAAGAAGCAAUUCUCUGUUAAGAACGGCCAGAGAGUUCAGCGACUUAAAGUUGAAUUGGUGACUUGUCGUCAACGUGGCUCAACCAUUGAAGAGUACUAUGGCAAGAUGAUGAGUCUCUGGACGUCCUUGGCAGAUCAUCGUCAAGCUAAAAAUUGUGGUUGUCCUCUUGGUUACGAUUUGGAGAAAGAACGUGAAGAGGACAGACUUCAUGAAUUUUUUAUGGGCAUUGACGAGUCUGUUUACAGUGCAGUAAAGUCCAAUCUUCUCUCUAGAGAUCCUCUCCCAUCUCUUGACGAAGCAUCUUAA
This is a messenger RNA of Microthlaspi erraticum, 507 nucleotides long. Lineage: Eukaryota; Viridiplantae; Streptophyta; Magnoliopsida; Brassicales; Brassicaceae. The record is from the annotation of a GenBank genome assembly.